Molecule: messenger RNA, 4558 nt
Organism: Dipodomys ordii (Ord's kangaroo rat)
Lineage: Eukaryota; Metazoa; Chordata; Mammalia; Rodentia; Heteromyidae
Gene: Nfe2l3
Product: nuclear factor, erythroid 2-like 3
Exons: 4
Coding region: 205-2283 (692 amino acids)
Biological process (GO): regulation of transcription by RNA polymerase II
Cellular component (GO): nucleus
Molecular function (GO): RNA polymerase II cis-regulatory region sequence-specific DNA binding; DNA-binding transcription factor activity, RNA polymerase II-specific
Source: RefSeq, a predicted model, not a curated record
CCAGGCUCUGUGCCCGGCUGCCCAGCGAGUGCCUUUGUGCCCUGUUCGCGGGGAGCCCGCUACGGCCGCUGCCAGCCCUCGUCCAUUGUUUCUCUUCCCUGUCCUAUCGCGGCAGGUGCCAGCGGCUUGGGGAACCGCACGUGCCAGCGAGGCGGCUGCAGAGCGGAACCCGCGGGCGCCGGCCGGGGCGUCGGCGGGGGGGAGAUGAAGCUUCUGAAGCCGUGGUGGGCGGCGGACGGCGGCCUCCUGCACCUCACCCUCCUGCUGAGCCUGGCUGGGCUCCGCGUGGACCUGGACCUCUACCUGCUGCCGCCGCCGCCCGCCCCGCUCAGGGAUGAGCUGCUGUGGCUGGGCGGCCCGACCCGCCCGGCACACGCGCUCAGCCCCUUCCCCGCCUUGGGAGAGUGGGGGCGCACCGGCCCGCAGCACCCCAAGGGCUGGGCGUCGGACCCCGGGGCACCCCUCGAGGGCCAGCUGCUCCGCGAGGUGCGCGCCCUGGGGGUCCCCUUCAUCCCCCGCACUCGAGUGGAUGCGUGGCUGGUGCACAGCGUGGCGGCUGGAGACGCCGACGGCGCUCGCGGGCUGUUCGGCGCCGCCUCGUCGGCGGGAGAAGUCGGCGCCAACGUGGACAGCAGCAGCCAAGCGGCGCCGGGGAGCGGCGGGGACCCCCGAGAGGCUCUCAGUAGCCCUUUGGCCGCCACCGAGGAGGAGGAGGAGGCGGAGGCAGCGGCCGAACCGACGGCACAGGUGCAGGACGCGGGUGGACGCGCGGGCCAGGAUACUGAGGUAGUAGUAAAUCAGCAGAAUGAAACUGUGGAUCGCAAUUCCCAACAUGAGGAAAGAGUGUCAACCCAGAAGAAAUCACUCCAGCAGAGUAAUGAGGAUGAUGACAAAAUAGCAGAUAAACCUGACUGGGAGGCAGAAAAGACCACUGAAUCUAGAAAUGAGAGACAUCUAAAUUGGACAGAUACAUCUUUCUCUCUGGAAGACUUUUUUCAGCUGCUUUCAUCACAGGCUGAGUAUUCCCUGGAGGAAAUCUCAUUUGAAGAUAUCCCACCUUUACCAGGCAAUAUCAGUGAUGGCAUGAAUUCUUCAGCCUAUGAUUGUAAUGUAAAUCUUAGCCAGGCUAUAAGUCAUGAUGUGAAUCUUCAUGAAGCCAUGUUGGUGUGUUCCAACAACACAUUUAGAAGAAAUCCAGUAGCAAGGACUUCACAGGUACCAGAACCAUUUCUUCAGUUAAGUUCUCAUACCAAUCCUGAGCAAGCCCUUCCUGGAAGUGAUUUGACAGGAUUUCUUCCACUUGUUGACAAUCAAAUGAGGAAUGUAACAAGCCAAGACCUCUUGUAUGACCUUGAUGCAAACAUAUUAGAUGAGAUAAACUUAAUGUCACUGGCCACAAGUUUUGAUCCAUUGGAUAUCUCUCAGCUUUUUGAAGAACCAGAUUCUGAUUCUGGCCUUUCACUAAAUUCAAGUCACAAUAGCACAUAUAUUACCACCAAGUCUAAUUCUUCUCACUCUACAUAUGAUGAAGGUGCUAUUGGUUACAGUAGUGACCUUGAAUCUCAGGAUUUAGAAGGGGCAGUAGGGGGCUGCUACCCAGAAUCCAUUAAACUUUGUCAUGUAGAUCAUAGGAAUGACUCUGGCUUUCAUGAAAAUCUUGAGUUCCAACAUAUACUUCACAACCAUACUUACCACUUACAGCCAAGUGUACCAGAACCCUCUUCUGAAUCUUUUUCAUGGUGUGGAAAGUCACCGAAAAAGAGUAGACACCUCGAAGACACAGACAGAAAUCUAAGCCGUGAUGAAAGACGUGCUAAAGCUCUGCAUAUUCCUUUUUCUGUAGAUGAAAUUGUCCGAAUGCCAGUUGACUCUUUCAACAGCAUGUUAAGCAGGCACUACCUCACCGACUUACAGGUUUCACUCAUCCGUGAUAUCAGACGAAGAGGAAAAAAUAAGGUUGCUGCUCAAAACUGCCGUAAACGCAAACUGGACAUAAUUGUGAAUCUAGAAGAUGAUGUAAGUAACUUACAGGCAAAGAAAGAAACCCUUAAGAGAGAGAGAGCUCAAUGCAACAAAGCUAUUGACAUAAUGAAAAAGAAACUGCAUGACCUUUACCAUGAUGUUUUUAGUAUGUUAAGAGAUGACCAAGGUAGGCCAGUCAAUCCAAAUCAGUACACACUUCAAUGCAGCCAUGAUGGAGCCAUUUUGAUUGUACCCAAAGAACUGAUGUCAGGUCACAAAAAGGAAGCCCAAAAGGGAAAGAGAAAGAGUGAGAGACAUUAAAGGUGGAUUCCACUUGUGUAGAUAACAUCCAGAAACUUGAUUACUUGGAUUACAAACCACUGAAGUUUUGUAUAGGACUAAGAUCUUAACUUGGAAAUUUUACUCAUAUGUAUGCUGUUACUUGAAUUAUUGAGUUAAAGGCUACACAGGUGAUACAGAUGUUUUUCAUAAAACCUUAUCAUUAUACAAAUAAAAUAUCCAUACACGGUAACUCACCUCUUGGACUUCUACUUUGGCAGCAACUGGCCAGAAACCAAACACUGGAGAACAGCUUAUUGAUACAUUUCUGCUUAUGUUUUCAUUUCACACUAAAGUAGUGCUUUUCAUGGUAACUUUUAUAUUUAACUUGUAAAAAAAAACUUGGGUGAAAAUAAAUUUUGUAUUUGUUUAACAUCUGCCUUCCAUACAGAAAUUCAAAGGCAAUUAGCUUGUAUCUAGUUUACAUUUAGUAUAAAUUAGUAUCUUACAAACUGGUAAAUUUAUGCAUAUUGACCAGACUCAUGACAAAGUUACUAUGUGCUAAAUACAAAGCUUUAAACUAUCAAGUGCUUUUGGGGGGGAGUGGGGAGAUAGUCAUUUCACCAUAGCCUUACCUUCAGCCCAAGAAUGCCUGAAAGCAGAGACCUACUUAUAGGUAAAGGUGGUUAGGCCACUCUUCCCCUCCUAUAAAGUAGAAUCUGCUGGAGCUACCUACACAGGCUAAACAAAACUCCUUUUGUUUAUAGUUAACCCAGUGUCCCUGGCAGUAGUAAAACCAGCCUAAAAUAUUUUGAUCUCAUCAAACAUCAGCGAUCAAAACACAAAGCCCUAAGGAAACUAAAAUAACUUAUUUAUUCAGAAGGCACUUAAGCAGGUAGAUUUGAAAAUCAGUAAAGCCUAUCACUGAACCAUUAACACAUCAAUUGUCUUUAGAUAGCUGUAAUCUGACCGAGGUGGCCAAACCAAAGCAACACACAUUACUGUAGUAAAAAUCUCAUUAUUAGACGUGUCAUUUCCACCGUAGGAACCACUUUUAUACAUACCAUAACCAUAGUACUAUAGUGAGUGCACAGAAAUGUUUUUACACACUGGGUACACUUUUCAGUGUAUAUUCUUAGACCUGAAGACAUUUGCCAGUAAAUGCUUCCAGGUACUUAACUACCCCUGGUUCAACCUAUUGACAAACUGCUUUGUGAAAGCAGUGUAUAGGCUGUAGUUCAAGCCCUUCCUUCCCAGUAUCUUGUAGUUUACUUAUGGCAUAGGCUAGAAACAAACCUCAAGAUCUGCAGUUAAAACCUGUAAUAAUCACACUCGUUAUCUGGUAAUGUUGACUGUUGAAUUUUUCCCAAGUCAUAAUCCUAUAUGAUCCUUCACAGCAUUUGCUACUGGAAAAAGUCAACCACACAGAAUAUUUCUACUUCAGAUCAUUCUUAAAGCUAUCCACAACCAGUAUACAUACACAAUGAAAGCCUUCUGGAUAUCUGGGUGUGCUUAAAUAUGCCGUACGCACUGACCUUUGGAAUGCAAAACCACCAAAUUUGUUACGUGUUAAAUCCCACUUUUCACCAUUUGUGGCCCAAAAUACUGUGAUGCCAGUUUUCUGUGGCACUUAGUUGUUAGUUGACUGGUGACUAUGAAAGAAAACGCCUAUUCUCCCCUCUUGAAAAGAACUUUCUGGAUUUUCAUUAAGUCCUGUUAACAUUUCUGACCCAAUUGGUAUUCAGGAUUUAAACUUGCCAUGUGACUAGCCUGGCAAAAUGAACCAAGACUCAUUGGAAGAUGGUAGACUUCUAGUCUUUAUAUAAAGCUAUUUCAAAGCAGUUUCAACCCAGGUUUCAAAAUGGGUCCAGGUCUCUUGGGGAAUAUGCUAGUGGAUAGAGCUUUGCCAUCUGUUUCAUCUCCAAUAAUGAAACCGUCUUAUUUGUUCCACAACCCAGUUGUAGUUUUCCCCUCGAUUUUGUCAUCUUUUAAGUUGAGCUGAGAUCACUGGUCAUUCAUUACACCCAUUUAAUUCAACUUUUGUGUAAACCCUUCAACUGGAAAUGUAAGCCAAGUUGUUUAUUGAUGAGAUUCACUUAUGACCAGUAAAAUUAAGUCACAAUGACCAACAAUUCUCAUUCUGCUUAAAUUCAGGUCCUAGUCCAAAGUUCUUAUUACAACCCACCAAGCUUGACCCUUAAACACGAGCACUGACAGUUCAUCAAGACUGAUGUGUUCCAUUUACACAGGGAAAUAAAACUGACAUUCGAAAAGCUAGUAUACCAGAUACUCAGUGCUUUUGCACAAGCUAGCUAUC